Saccostrea cuccullata (small rock oyster) is the source of this 1439-nucleotide messenger RNA. RefSeq lists its product as uncharacterized. The record is from RefSeq and is a predicted model, not a curated record. The transcript is spliced from 7 exons. Bases 16 to 1296 code for a protein of 426 amino acids. NCBI's taxonomy places the organism in Eukaryota, Metazoa, Mollusca, Bivalvia, Ostreida, Ostreidae.
ACGCCGCACCAAACGAUGCGUUACUACAAGUAUAUAAAGAGUGAGCGGGUGAGUGCGUGCUACCCGAGACGGCAGGCAGUGGACGUGGCAGAAGCUUCUAGUAUGGAAUCAUUGAAAGUCCUCGUGGUAUUGGUUGCAGUCAUUCAUUAUUCGCUUUCAAGACCAAGCAACCCUGAUAAUGAGCUACGUGUUAUCGUCAGGGAACUAGAGAAACUCGUGGCCAGGGCAGAUACGGCCACCUUUACCCCACCCCUACCUGGUCCGGGUGCACCGGAUGAUGACGACAGUGAUUCAACCAAUGACGUGGACAAUGAUUUCUCAGAAGAAGAAUACAAAAUGUUGUUUGAAUUGUUCGACAGGCUUCUGAAACCAUACUUCGGCAGUUUCCCCAGUGGAACGUUCACAUCAACAAUGCCACUGACCCGUGAAAGAUUUGUUAUGAUGUUAAAGGACUGGUUCAACAUGAUCGCGGGGAACCCGUCCGAUAUGUCUUUCAAAGAGAUGUUCCUCAACACAACCGGCACUUUCUUGAAUGCUAGAUUCCAGUGUGCAACAUCAAAACUUAACCAAAUGAUUUUUUAUGUUCUGAAGGACCAAGAGCGUAAACUAACUUCGAACGACGAAAAGAGUAUGUACACGACUGUAAAAAGAAUUCUAUCGAAGUAUAUUACGGACGAGUCCACGCUGAAUGACGUCAUGAGGACCAUGGUAAAGGCCGCCCACACACACGUCUUUGGAACCAUGAUGAACAUCAGAUACUUCCCUUUGCAAGAUGUCAUGCAAUUCUUUGGGAGGGUGAGGAUAAUGUUAAGAACAGGUGAGAAGGAAAGCUGGACCAUUACCAGAUUUGAAAAGGAACUAAAGGAGGUCAUGUUCGACAGUAACAUAGAGUUCAGAUGCCCUCGCCUUGGUGAACUAUGGGAAUACCACAGGGAACUUUACAAGGAUUUCCAGGAAAUGUUGAAGGAAGACUUUUUCAAAGAGGCAGAGAUGUGGCUGAAAAAUUAUUUGGCAAAAUAUAUAACGGACCCCGCGCCCGUCAUCGCCGAGAUCCUCCCCUUGUACACCAAGUAUGUUAGAGCAGUGGAAUCGACCUUCAAAGACAUUGACAGCCGCAUGACAACCGAAAACCUCACCACGUUUGUUUCCAAGUUCCUUAGCCCCGACCAGAUGAACUACCUGAAGUCCAUCAUGGAACACCUGAAAACUACGGGUACCGACACUGGGUCACCGGGAAAAAUGGCUGUUUUUCGAUCUUUCGGUGAUGAAGAGGGGCCAGAGGAAGGUGGAGAUUAAGAUGGGGGAUUGAGUUAUCAGGCCUUCACGUUUCCUCAUGAACAUUUGGAAACUAAGUGCACUAUCCGAAAGGAACUUUAAUUGUUAACUUGUAUAUGCCAUUGUUAUGUUUUUGUUUGAAAAAUAAAAGAAUAAAAAUUUUA